UUUCCUUUAAAUCCCAACACCUGUUUAGUGAAAGUGUAAUGUUAUUGCAAUGUAUUGUUGUGCUCUGAAAGUGCAUUGGCAAUUUGUGUAUGAAAAUGUUUUGAUAUCAAUAAGCUAAAAUAAACUUUUUGGAAGAGCAUUUUCCAAUGCUUAAGUGGAAAAAAGGCUAUGGUGGGCCUGAAAUUCCUGAGACAACAAAACCUAAAGAUGCUGCUGUGUUCCUCCACAUGUAGAAAUGCUUUACUAAAUAUGUGUGUUGUUCAGUGUCACCGCUCAGUUACCUGAGGUGUAGGAUCUCAGAAACUGACUAAAAGAGCCUCGAGUCUGCACUGGACAGCACUCGCUGUCUGUUAUCUAAGCUCUGGAGAGUUCAGAAAAAAUAUAUAUAUCAUGAAGGUGCCUGUUUCUCCCCACACGUGGUAAAGGCACCCAAAGAUGGUUGCUUCAGCACUGGCAGUCCCUUCUUUGCUAAGGACCAGUUUACAUUGAAAAGUCAUAACAGUCAUGGCAUCCAACAAAUUUGUCAUUAAGUGUGGGAACUUUGCUGUUUUGGUGGAUGUUCAUAUUUUGCCUCAAGGCUCCAGUAAAGACACCAGCUGGUUUUCAGAUCACGAGAAAGAGGAGGUCUGCAUGCUCCUGGAAGAGGUUGUUGCUUCGAGGGUCAGGCACUACUUGGAAGCGCCUAAACAGCGUGGUCAGUGGAAAUCGAUGGAACAUGCAUCAUCUGCUCCUUUGUUUAUUACAGGAUUUCUGUCAUUCUCAGGAAUGGAAAGUGAAGAAACCUCUGUGUACAUUACAGCCAACAGUUUUCACAUUACUGCCUAUUUUAUGAAGAGAUGGGUUAAUCUCCGUUGUGCUGUAGGGGAACGUUAUCGUGAGCUACGUGUGUUUCCAGACAAAUUUGUAGUUUGUGUCAGUAAACUUGAAUUUAAUCCAAGUGCUUGGACAUGUGAAGAGGGUGCAUUGAAAGAAGAAGUUUCCAGUGGGACAUCUGAAUAUUUUACUGAAUCUGCUGAGAACAGAAAGCUUAAGAUUAGUCUGAACGAGCAGAUAAAGCAAGACAUCUUGAGAGAAAUUGUGAAAAGGACAAAGAAAAGGAAAAGUAGCACAAGCAAACCCCAAACCAGCAAGGACUCCAAGAAAGUGGAUUUUGGCGCAGUGGACUCACAGACAGAGAACAGAAAGAAUGAGUGUCAAACUUCCACCAAUCCUCAAUCUGAAGUGAAAUGUAGGAGUACAGGACAACUAAAGGAUUGCAUAAAUACAGCUGAGAGCAACUUGGAGCUUCCUAUUUUAGAGAUGGAAAAUAACGUUAAUCAGAGACAGCCAGAGGAUACUAGCAGCCAGCGAAAACCUCACUCUGUGGAGCAGUUGAAGUCAAGACUUCUAAGCAAGAACCCUCCUUGUAGCUAUGAGUCAGCACUGCUAGAUCCAAAACAAAAUCAAAAAGUGACCAAAACACAGGCUCAACAAGGGAGUUGUGGUUCAGAAGAAAAGUUAGACCAUUUCAAAAAAGCAUCCUCUAAAGAGGCUGCUUUAAUUCCUAGGAAUACCGAAAUGAGUAAAUGGAAUGAUGGUUGUUCAGGUCUGUUCUUGGAGGAAAAGACCCCACUUAAUUCCAUGGUGUUUUCUGAACAAGACUUAACAAAGACUGUGUCUGAUGAAGAGUCACUUACUUUGGGAAAAAACCUCUCCCAGCAACCUUCUGUGGGGCACAACAUAGUGCAGACAAACCAAAAUGAACCAGGCACAACCACCAAAGAAUUACCUGCCAUGCCUUCGUCAUCUUGUUUAGAACUGCAGCCUGUGCCUUUGGAGAAGUCUACACAAAAAAGGAAAAAAGAGGGUGAAGAUGGUCUCAGGAAGUUAAAACUACGAAGGCUUAAGAAGUCAUAAAGCCUGAAAUAUUACCUCGGUGGCAUGGAAUGGACAGCCAGAUUUGUGUUUGGAAAGCAUAUGUAAAAAGUAGGAAGCAAUUCAAAAUAAUGAAAAGUAAUCUUUAAAAAGUCCAAAUUAGAUAAACUUUUAAAGAAAAAAUAGUUAACUAAACAUCAUAGCUAUUUGGCACUGUAAGAUAAUUCUGUUAUGUCUUUUGACAUUAGACCCAUAAAUACUGUACAAAUCAGAUGUAAUAUUUAUAAAAGGAAAAAUCUCCUAUAAAAUAUUUACUAAGCAGAAUUUCAGAUCUCUGCAUGUUUUGGUACUAUUAAAAAGUCCUGACAGCUGAUGACAG
This is a messenger RNA of Oxyura jamaicensis (ruddy duck), 2233 nucleotides long. RefSeq names its product SLX4 interacting protein (gene SLX4IP). The record is from RefSeq and is a predicted model, not a curated record. Lineage: Eukaryota; Metazoa; Chordata; Aves; Anseriformes; Anatidae. The transcript is spliced from 11 exons. The coding region runs from base 505 to 1896 and encodes 463 amino acids.